Molecule: messenger RNA, 3610 nt
Organism: Ictalurus punctatus (channel catfish)
Lineage: Eukaryota; Metazoa; Chordata; Actinopteri; Siluriformes; Ictaluridae
Gene: mertka
Product: c-mer proto-oncogene tyrosine kinase a
Exons: 19
Coding region: 189-2945 (918 amino acids)
Biological process (GO): positive regulation of kinase activity; multicellular organism development; phagocytosis
Cellular component (GO): signaling receptor complex
Molecular function (GO): transmembrane receptor protein tyrosine kinase activity; protein binding; ATP binding
Source: RefSeq, a predicted model, not a curated record
GAACGCACUGAAAACCUCUGCUGCAUUAAAACCUGCACGAGAGAAGGUCGCUCCUGCUGGAAGAAGCUCGCUCCACGUUUUCUGUAAACAUGCGUGGAAAAACGCGCGUGUGCUAACUGGGUUUAGCUGUAACCCGCACUCCAUAGAAGAACCGUGCUCGUUUUUAAGGUGGACGAAAGGAUUUAAUUAUGGCUUCAGAAGUUCUAAAGCUGCUCGUCUUUGGGUUUUUUUCGUGUUCGGUCAGUUUGACUGUUGGUGGGGGGCCAUUUGGUGGUUUGGAAACCUUGGUGGUGCCCGAUCGAGUACCCAGUGUGCACUUGUCUCAGGAGGAGAUCCGGAAACUACACUUCAAACCCACUGUGGGCACCAUCCAGUGUUUCGAGGGUUCUGAGGUCACAUUCAACUGCUCAAUUGACUUUGCUGACAUGGGACAGGACCUGAGUAUCCUAUGGUUCAAAGAUGGCAAGGAGAUACUUGAUGGAACACAGACCGCUGUACACAGUCAUGGAACAGUAAAUCUGAUGUCCAUUAUCAGUAUUAAGAGCGUUCAGCGAGCUGACUCUGGUGAGUACCAGUGCAGACUGAGCGUCAGUAACAAAGUGAUUGAGUCAAAUCCCAUCAUUGUUGAGGUUGCUGGUUUACCAACCUUUACAAAACAGCCAAGUGAUGUAAAUGUAAGCAGGAGCAGCUCUUUCACGUUGACCUGCGAGGCUGUGGGUCCCCCGAAUCCUGUCACUAUUGUGUGGCUUCUCCAAGGCCAGAGGUUAAACCAUACCAGUCUCUCUCCAAGCACCAUAACUAUCCCAGGUGUGGACUCGCCCACUCAAUACAGCUGUGAGGCUCACAAUACCAAAGGAGUCACGGUUUCCAGAGAGGCUCAGGUCAACAUUAAAGACAUUCCAGCCAAGGUCUCCAAAAUUACUGUGGUGAAACGUGAAGCAAACAAACUAAACUUAAGUUGGACUCCUGGACAUGAUGGCUUUUCCCCACUGAAAGACUGCCACAUCACUGUGAGAGAGCUGGUCAGAGAGUCGGGCAGCCCUACUAAGGUGCACAAAGUGUCAAUCCCUCCUUUUUUUUACGAGAUCACUGACCUGAAAGCCAUGACCUGGUAUAACAUGAGUGUGUACUGCACAAAUGAGAUUGGCCCCUCGCUACCCAGCUCCUGGGUCCAGACCAACACAACAGAAGGAGUCCCUUCAGUGGCCCCUCAGAAUGUUACUGUUCAUGUAAAUGAGUCCAUGCUGCUGGUACGAUGGGAGCCUCCUCCUCCCGACAAGAUAAACGGGAUCCUACAAGGAUAUGAUGUCAUUGUCAAUGAUGGGAUAUAUGUCAAUAAGAUUCGCAGUAUCUCUACACAGGCAGCAGUGGCCAUGCAGGAGUUUAACACUACAUAUACUGUGGAAGUGAUGGCUUGCACACAGGCUGGAUGUGGAGUUAGAAGCUCUCGUUACUCUGUCUUUGUCCCAGUGAUUGAUAUGCCCUCCCCAUCUUCCAGUCCAGAUGCACAUGGUUCAGACUCUGUGUACAUUGUGUUUGCAAUCAUUUGCGGUGUCUGUCUUGUGAUGUGUUUGAUGUUUUUUGCUAUAUGCAUGCGUACCCGGAUGCUAGAGACUCAACUAAGGAGGUUGCUUGGAAUUGGAGCGAAGCUUUCACCCACCGUUGAGUACAUACCUCAGAGGUCCUACAAUCGAUCGGCAGUUGAAAUUACACUCACAAACCUGGGUGUCAGUCAAGAACUUCAGACCAAGCUUCAGGAUGUGAUGAUUUUAAGAAAUCUGCUUGCCAUCGGAAAAGUCCUUGGAGAAGGGGAGUUUGGUUCCGUAAUGGAGGGACAAUUAACUUGGCCUGAUGGAACGAGAGAAAAAGUCGCUGUGAAGACAAUGAAAUCUUUUCUUCCAGUGGAUAAUUUCUCUCAGAGGGAGAUUGAAGAGUUUCUGAAUGAGGCUGCCUGCAUGAAGGACUUUAACCACCCCAACGUAAUUCGGCUACUAGGUGUAUGUUUAGAUGUGGGUCCAGGCCACUUCCCCAAGCCGAUGGUCAUCCUUCCCUUCAUGAGGUACGGAGACCUGCACAGCUUUCUUCUUCGAUCCCGGCUUGAAAGCAGUCCAUUGCAUCUCCCAACUCUUUUGAGGUUUAUGAUUGACAUUGCUUCGGGAAUGGAAUACCUCAGCAGCAGAAAUUUCCUACAUAGAGACCUUGCAGCACGGAAUUGCAUGUUACGAGAUGACUUGACUGUCUGUGUGGCGGACUUUGGCCUGUCAAAGAAGAUUUACAGUGGAGAUUAUUACAGACAGGGCAGGAUAGCCAAGAUGCCUGUAAAGUGGAUUGCUGUGGAAAGUCUAGCGGACCGAGUCUUCACCGUGAAAAGUGAUGUGUGGGCAUUUGGUGUAACCAUGUGGGAGAUAGCUACUCGAGGUAUGACUCCAUACCCUGGUGUCCAAAACCACGAGAUUUAUGACUACCUCUUGGAAGGCCACAGGUUGAAGCAGCCAAAUGACUGCUUGGAUGAACUGUAUAACAUUAUGUUAAGCUGCUGGUGUGCCGACCCUGUGGACCGGCCUGAUUUUUCAAAGGUGAAGGAGAUGCUGGAGAAGCUGGCAGAGAAGUUUUCUGACAAGAGGGAAAUCAUUUACAUCAACACCACUGUCUCUGAGGAGGAACAGCUGGCACAGGUACCCUUAGAGGGCCCUGUUCUCACCUCCUCACCAUCCUUCAGUCGCCAGACCAUGGACACCUCCAUAGUGACCGUGGACGUUCACGAGAGCUCGGCUGCAGAUGACGAUGACCGUUACGUUAUCGUUGUCCCCUCAGAGGACCCUGGUGCAUCGGGACAGAGCAGCACUGUGGACACUCUACUUUUACCUGCGACGAAUUCAGAGCAGAACGCUGUUGACUCAACAGAACUGCAUCAAGUCUCUAGUGAGACAACACAUUUGCUAUGAACUACAAACUGCAAACUUAACAGCUACAUUUUGUUUUGUCUGAAAAAAAAAAAUCUGAUUUUUCCUUUUGGAAUCUUCCGCUACAAACCUUCAAAUGAUAUCUAAUUUGACUUGAUUAUUAAGUACCAGGUUAGAAGCAGUGUGUGAAAGUAUAUAUGGAAACAUAGAUGCUGGUGUGUUUCUGCCACCGUAAGUAUAUAUGGCCAAUUUAGUUAAAUUCACUUGUGUAAGUUUUUUUUUCUUUUUUUUUUUCUUCUCAGUAGACAUUGUCAUAAAUCUGCUUUACAGAAAUCUGUGUCUAGAUCAAGCUGAGGUAGACCGAAAAUAACCUUCCAUCCAGCACAAGGAAGGCUUUUUGGGGGGGACUCAAAAAAAGUGACUCCAUCCUUCUCUACUCUGCACAUAAGGAUAUCAGCCAGAUGUUUAAGGCUUUGAGGGAUUCACUGCAAUUUCAAACUCAAAAAUAAUGCAAUAGUAUUGUUAACGGUGUACGUUUAACAGAUCUUAUGUACAUAAAAUUAAAUAUAUAUAUUCUUGCAGUUGGAAAUAUGAUGUACAUGAAUAGUCCAGCGAUUUUAAAAUUGUGUUGCUAUGUGUAACAGGUGUUUCUGAAAUUAAUUGCAAAUAUAAAUAUGUUGCUUGUUAUUAAACUAUAUUUUUGUUUA